UUACAAGCUCGCUUUCCAAACAUUUCUUACUAUUUAUGCCCGCUUCUCUCUUUCUCGCUCGUCACUACUCAGUACUCACUACCCAGCACCGCUCCUCCAGAAUCCUCUCUCUGUCGCCUCGCCCCCAUCAACCAAUUCUCUCUCUCCCCCGGUGCUUUCACCGCCGCCUUGAGGACUUACAAUCAUGAUGACAGAUACCUAUAAAGGACUUGAAGAUGGAAGGGACAAACUUGAUAGACUUACAGAUCUUCCUAUUAAUGUCAUAAAUCAGAUUCAGGAGUACAUGACUGUUGAGGAUGCCACAAGAAUGAGUGUCUUGUCCAGUAAGUGGAGACAUGUUUGGGCUUCAAACCCGAAGCUCAUAAUUUCUGUGAACUUCUGCAUAAAGAGAAAGCAGUUAGGCACAAUAGAUAUCAUAAAUAGAGUUCUAUUGCAGCAUUAUGGACCAAUUAAGACAUUUCUCCUUGAUAUUUCAAUGAUACAUCCUUCUGAGCACUCAGUUAUUGAUCUAUGGAUGCUAUAUUUGUCAAAAAAUGGUCUUGUGGAGCUCACCCUUCGGUGUUUAGAAUAUCUCAAUACUCCUUAUAAGUUGCCUUCCUCUGUGUACGGUGUAGAACUAGAACAUUUGAAUCUCUCAAACUGCAUUUUCAGGCCGCCUUGCAGUUUUAGAGGUUUCCACAAGCUGAAAAGCCUUUCACUAAGUCGAGUCACCUUUCAGUUAGAUGUUGCAACUUCUUUCCUCUGUGUUCCAAACCUUAAGAAUCUGAUGUUUGAGAAAUGUAUUGGGCUUACUCACUUAAAUAUAUAUGCCCCAGAACUUUUAAGUUUAAAAGUUGUACGCUGUGACAUUGAAACGAUUAAACUGGGUCCUUUUAUGGACUGUCGGAAGCUGCAGUGUUUUGCAGUUAUAUCACGAGACGAAGUUCCACAGAAUGGACAACAUGAAGCAAUUAACUUGAUAAAACUUCUCAGCAGCUGGCCUGAACUUAGAAAACUUCUUCUGGACAGAUACUUCAUCAAGUUUUUGUCCUCUGGUAAUGUAGCAGGGUUGCUCUCAACAAGGCUCAAUGACUUGCACGACCUCGCCUUUUGUGAUUACGAUUUUAAUGACAAAGAUCAAGUUUGCUCAUUGCUAUGCAUUCUUAGAAGUUCUCCUAAUUUGAAGUCGCUUGUACUUGUGUUGAGUCACAUAAAGAAAGGCUCUGGGGAAGUGGAUGUAAAUCAUUUUGAAGGACAAGGCUGUAGGAUUGGUGAAUUCAAUAACCUUCAAGCUCUGAGAAUAUGUUACUUCCAUGGUUCAAGAGUGGAAGUGCUGUUUGUAAGGUUAUUGCUGGCGUCUGCACCUUUUCUGCAGGAGAUAAUCAUUGAAGUAGAUAAAAAGGUUAGUAAAAGCGAGGCCACUAAGAUUGCUGAGGAGUUGAUGCAGUUUCCUCACACAAGUAAUGUACCACAGGUAAGUGAUAAAUGAUUGAGAUGACUUGAUCCUCCUUCUCACUGCUGUAAUGGUUACUGCGGAUGUUCUUAUUGGCCACAAUUUAAAGUUUCAUGUUUGUCAUAUCUGAAUGAUAUAUAUAGCAGCACCUAACUUUUUUUGUUGGUG
Molecule: messenger RNA, 1600 nt
Organism: Nicotiana tabacum (common tobacco)
Lineage: Eukaryota; Viridiplantae; Streptophyta; Magnoliopsida; Solanales; Solanaceae
Product: F-box/FBD/LRR-repeat protein At1g13570-like
Molecular function (GO): protein binding
Source: RefSeq, a predicted model, not a curated record